Messenger RNA from Scophthalmus maximus (turbot), 607 nucleotides. Its product is annotated as cystatin-B. Gene Ontology annotation, molecular function: cysteine-type endopeptidase inhibitor activity. The record is from RefSeq and is a predicted model, not a curated record. Gene Ontology annotation, cellular component: cytosol. The transcript has 3 exons. Lineage: Eukaryota; Metazoa; Chordata; Actinopteri; Pleuronectiformes; Scophthalmidae. The coding region runs from base 8 to 391 and encodes 127 amino acids.
UGAUUCAAUGACUCACCGGCUGCGUCACUGUCUCCCACCCUUCGCUCCUACAGUCCCUGUGUUCAGUCCAGCAGCGAACAGAAGCGUCACCAUGCCGAUGUGUGGAGGUCUCGGGGAAUCGGCUAAUGCCGACGACGACAUUCAGAAGAUCUGCGACAGCAUGAAGCCCCACGCAGAGGAAAAAACAGGGAAGAGCUUCGCUGUGUUCACUGCCAAGACCUACAAGACUCAGCUUGUGAGCGGCACCAACUACUUCAUCAAGGUCCACGUGGGAGAAGAGGAGCAUCUUCACAUCCGUGUUUACAAGAAACUCCAAUGUAAUGGAGGAGAAAUUGAGCUGACUAGUCUGCAGGAGAACAAGAGCCACCAUGACCCGAUUGUGUAUUUCUAACGGGACCCGAACCAAACCAAGCAAAGCAUUCCGUCAGUGCCUACAGGCUGUGCCCUCAUUUUAAUCAGUUAUCAGUAUCCUGGCUCUGCAUAUACAAUGUUACCCAAUGCUUACGCGUAGUAGUAUACCGUACAAGUAAAGCAGAUCAUGGUGAUAGGAAAAAAUGGAACUAUUUUGUACACUCUGAAUUUAUAAAUGAUAAUUGAAUGAUUCAAA